UCGUGUCUCCCACACCAUACACGACUUGGCAGCUCACUUUUCCAGAUGUAUUUUUUCUCUGCUGGGGAAAAUUGCGGUGUUUGUUUAUACAAGGCGCUUGUGCCGGCCUUAUCUGCUCAGGCCACUCACACCGUGAUUUCAGAGCUUCAGCAUGUAGUUUACGGGCUAUUGUUCUGUCGAAUGGCUUCUAAAGAUAUGCUCAUGGCCUCCCACCUCAUUAUAACCAACUUGCAAGUUCUGAUUUUUAAAACACCCUAUCUGUCCCCCGCCCUGUCUCGCAUGGGUUUGAGUUUAGUCGACGUUGCCAAGCAUAGAAAAAGGUUAUGAUUUCCAUAGAUUUUUUAAUGACUAAGUCAAUAGCCUAUUGAUAGGCAUACAUACGUGUUGGUGUAGCCUAUUGGGUAUUCGCUAUUGACCUAAUUGGGGAAAACAUUUUCUCAAUACAUAGGCUAUUUUUGAACUGGCCUAAUUGAAAUAAAAUAAUUUGUAGAUCAAGUUGUAUUCCUAUAAAAUAAUAUAUCUAGGAUUACACUAAUAAACUCUCCAUUCAUUAUCUGAUUAUGAAUGGGUUGUCAAUUUAUCAUGGGAGUAAGAUAGCCAAAUGGGCAUGCAAUGUUAAUUAGAUUUUGGGCGCUCAAUUGACCAUUUUAUGAUACAUUUUUGUGAAUGGGUGUGUGUGUGUGCGGCUGCCAAAUCUGUGUUCGUGAGUCGUGGCUGACGUCACGGCCAGUUAAACCGCAGUGUUUUGGGACAGGGGGACGGGGAGUCACGAAGCAAGAUGACACAUUCCUUUGCGCCGGGAAGCAGGCACGCCCCUCCAAGCUCCGCUGCUUUAUAACGGGACUGGGCCGGGCAGAGGGAGACUACACAAUUGUAACUCUGAACUCCAAGUGGAAGCAACUGUUCCAGUCAAAGAUGUACUGGGAUACCAUCCUGAAAUCCAACGAGAGAAACAUAGAUACCAGAGACUCUAAAAUAAAGAUGGAGAUAUACCAAGCUGGAUAUUAUAUGGAAGACUUCAGAACACAGGAAGUCCCUGCUGGUUUGGACUUCGCAUCAUAUGACUACAGUGAUGAAGACCUGUCUUUUCUAUUAGACAGUAAAGGACCAGGGCAGCAGCAACAGUAUCCAGAGAGUUAUGGAGAGCUGCAGAAGAAUCCACGUCCGUACGACAACAAAGUAACCUCAAGUGACUCUGUCCUGUUCAACCUGGAUUCAUACCCAGAGUUUAACUGUUGGGCGUCAUACCCAAGUGAUGGGCUGACUUUGGGCCAGUCUCAAGCGGGGUUCCAGGAAUCCACCCAGACGUACCACAGCCUUGUGCCCCUGUGUUCCCCAGCCCAGAGUGGACAGUUCAGCCCGGGCAUGGAGGAUGCCAGCACCAGCAACUCUUUCCUCCCUGGAAAAGGAACGAGCCACAGAGGGACACCCAGCACUGUCAGCCUGGACCACCUCAAUGAAUCUGAGCAAAGCUACACCCGUCACUCUGGUGAAAAACUGUAUGACUCAGGAGCACAGAAGACCUCCUUCUGGCCGGACUACCCCUCUCCCAGCUAUAGCGCAUCCCUGCCGCCCCCUCACCACCCUCCAUCUUGUUCCUCAAUCCCUAGACCACAGCAGCCCUCAGAGCUGUACUGCCCCCGUGUGGCCAAACGCAAAAGUGCACACUCCCAAAGACCCGAGAGGGAAGGAGGACAAGUGAUGGGAAUGUCAGUUUAUCCAGGAUCAGGGCCCAUCCAAUUGUGGCAGUUCUUACUGGAGCUGCUUCUAGACUCCGCCUGCUGUACCUUCAUCUGCUGGACAGGAGACGGUUGGGAGUUCAAGAUGUCCGACCCAGCAGAGGUGGCCAAGCGCUGGGGUCAGUGUAAGAACAAGCCCAAGAUGAACUAUGAGAAGCUGAGCCGCGGCCUGCGCUACUACUACCACAAGAACAUUAUCCACAAAACGACGGGCAAGCGCUACGUCUACCGCUUCGUCUGUGACGUGCAGGGGAUGCUGGGAAAGACGGCACAGGAGGUCCUAGCCAGCCUGAACAUUUUACCCACGGGUACAGAGUCAGCCUGGCAAGGCCAGGGGGCACCAGUAUUAUCGCCAGAGUCCAGUGAAGCAUGGGUGUCGCAGUAGGGGGAGUGUACCAGCAGCUACACCACUAGAAAUAUGCUAUGUAGAACAAACAUGCCUCUUAGACAUGUCGAAAAUGAAUCACAUUGGCUCUAUUUAUGGCAUUUCUAUCUGCAACAUUAGACAAUGUUUGGUGUAAGACUUUUAUUACCAAGUGAUACAGUAGUAGCCAUAGCUGUGGGAAGUAGGGGUGCUAAAGUAGGGGUGCAGCACCCCCUGAAAAUCAGAGUAAACCAAUUCUGUAGUAGCCUUCCAUUUGAUUGAAUUUUAGUGUAUGACUUACCUCUUAUUAACAUCAGCAUAAUAAGAGCUCAAUGAAACUGUAAGCCCAGCUGUCUCCAAUACUGAUGCUCUUUAUGUUAAUUGCAUGGUUAGUGAUUAACAACCCCCCUCAUCCUCAAGUACUUAUUGCCCCCUCUAAAAGAAUGGGUGCAUGACACCACUGCUUACCACCCAUGCUGUUGAACAAUGUUCAACAUUAACUUUGACUGUGAGGAUCUAUUUUUAUACCCUAACAUAUCUACCUCUUUUAUUGCUGACAAAAUAAAGCUAAGAGGGACCAUGCUUGUUCUGUUGAAUAUAAUGUGUGUGAUUUACAUGCUUUAGGGAACAAUAUUGUUUGUAAAAUGAUUGUAAAUAAACUGUACAUAACUUGAAAAUACUA
Molecule: messenger RNA, 2785 nt
Organism: Oncorhynchus keta (chum salmon)
Lineage: Eukaryota; Metazoa; Chordata; Actinopteri; Salmoniformes; Salmonidae
Product: protein C-ets-2-like
Exons: 8
Coding region: 667-2124 (485 amino acids)
Biological process (GO): cell differentiation; regulation of transcription by RNA polymerase II
Cellular component (GO): nucleus
Molecular function (GO): DNA-binding transcription factor activity, RNA polymerase II-specific; sequence-specific DNA binding
Source: RefSeq, a predicted model, not a curated record